This is a messenger RNA of Morchella sextelata, 366 nucleotides long. RefSeq lists its product as uncharacterized. Lineage: Eukaryota; Fungi; Ascomycota; Pezizomycetes; Pezizales; Morchellaceae. The transcript has 6 exons. Bases 1 to 366 code for a protein of 121 amino acids. The record is from RefSeq and is a predicted model, not a curated record.
AUGCACCAUUGUCCUACCUGCCAUAAAGCCUUCGAUAGGUCCCGCUGCCCGAAAAAGGGUCAUGCCGUCCAGUGUCCUAUACAUCCAGAAGUUUAUAGCGCCCCCGGCAACGAAUGCGCAACCUGCAAGGUUAUUCGUCAAGCGGAGGAUCGUGAGGCGAAGGAGCAAACGAAGAAAGAGAAGAAAGAUAAGAAGAAAAAGUGUUCACGUGUUGAGCAAAGAUUGACGUUCAAAUCCGUCUACAAAUGGAGAAUAGAGACCCUCUUCCUCCCGCCAGCUUCAUCUCCAACUUUGAAACGUAGUGCUAAUCGAAGAUCAAUGCGAAUACUAAGCCCGAUUCUCACUGGCAAGCAAACGGAUGAAUAA